CUACUUCGCGACAUAGAAGAAGGGUCUGAGAUGGGAACACAGUGGGAGAUAAGGAAGCUGUGAGCUCCGCUGCCAGCGGGGGAUGCAGCUCAGAGAACAAGAACAGUUAUUAUCCCUGCUGGGGACGGGGUCUGGACCGGAGCGAGAGCCCACCAGAACACAAAUCACCCUUGGACCAGGCGGCCAGAAGCGAGCACCUAAGCGGGGAGAACAGCAAAGGUUCAAUAACAGAAGUGCAGAAGUGAAACAAGACAAAACUGAAUGGAGACCAUCUUUCCGGGAAUACCGUUCCUAUGAAGCAGACGGACGAGUGGAAUUCACAGUGGAAAGACCGAUUGAAAGAUUAGACCGUGAAGGGCCAUUAAGAGGUUGUGGCGGAGGAAGAGGUGGAAUGCGAGGUAGAGGAAGAGGUGGUGGAAUAAACAGAAGUUUCAAUGGUUUUGACCAAAGAGGAAAACGGGGAUUUGAAAGACAAAGUGGGAACGUUAAAAUAGGGAUGAAAGCAGAUGACAAAAAGGGUGGAGGUGAAGCUCCCAACUGGGUAACAAUUAAAGAUGAUACAAGUGGGAUGGAACAGACUGCUCCUAUGGAAGAGACUGCAGAAAGAGCUGAGCAGCCAGGGGCAUCUGAAGGAGACCCUCUGAACAAAACUGCUGAAGGAGAGCCUAUGGAAGAAGUAAUUCAAGAAAUGACGUUAGAUGAGUGGAAAAAUCUUCAGCAACAGAAUCGACCAAAGGCUGAAUUCAACAUCCGGAAGCCAGAAUCCACUGUUCCCUCCAAAGCAGUGGUGAUUCACAAGUCAAAAUACAGGGAUGAUUUGCAAAAAGAAUUUGAAGAUGAUUCUCACGUCUUUCGAAGACCAGCGAAUGAUAUAACAUCUCAGCUGGAUAUUAAUUUUGGGAGUCUUCCUCGCCCUGGUGGUGGAUCAAGAGGAGCACAAGGCAGUCGUGGUCAUAGCAAACGAGCUGAGGAAACAGGACCUCGACCAGAAGUAGUGGUGCAGCUUGUUGCUCCAGAUCCUGAUGAUCCUGAGGAUUUUCCAGCUUUAGCUUGAGGAACUGUCAUGAAUGGUGAUACCUCAAACUGGCUUUGGCGUAGCUGUGAAGAGACCAGUUUUAUGCUGGUGUGGAUAAAGAAAGUCUGUUUCUACUGGAAAAGCUGUUUGGGUGUUUGGUGGGGGAUGGUAGCAGCCAUCUGCUAAUGGAGUUGGGUUCUGGAGAUACCAGUGGUCCUGGAUCCUGUCAGAGGUCCUGGUGUCUGCCUCCUUUUGUGAAAAGUGAGUGAGAGCUUAGAGUAUUUCAUUACAAAGAUUCAGAUGAAGUUCAACAGUCCAGUGUUUAAAAAUAUGUAUAUAGAGAUUAUGUCAAGUUAUCCUCGACACCAUGGUGAAAAGUAAACUGUCCAACAUGAUCUGCAGUUGGGACCCUGUUUCACUGCAUAUUUGAAUGCUCCUUUGAGUGAAGUGUGUAUUUUACACAGUCACAAGUUACAGUUCUUUAUAGAGUUUGACAAGUAAAGGAAAGUGCUCAUUGA
Molecule: messenger RNA, 1533 nt
Organism: Calidris pugnax (ruff)
Lineage: Eukaryota; Metazoa; Chordata; Aves; Charadriiformes; Scolopacidae
Gene: HABP4
Product: hyaluronan binding protein 4
Exons: 8
Coding region: 83-1054 (323 amino acids)
Biological process (GO): positive regulation of RNA splicing; positive regulation of translational initiation
Cellular component (GO): nucleus; cytoplasm
Molecular function (GO): RNA binding
Source: RefSeq, a predicted model, not a curated record